This is a messenger RNA of Oldenlandia corymbosa var. corymbosa, 762 nucleotides long. The record is from the annotation of a GenBank genome assembly. Lineage: Eukaryota; Viridiplantae; Streptophyta; Magnoliopsida; Gentianales; Rubiaceae.
AUGGCGUUGCCAGUAAACAAGUUGUCAACAAGAUUAGUUGAUCAACCUGAAUAUCAAAGUACUGAAACCAAGAAAAUAUAUGUUGUUCUUGUUUCAACUGGAAGCUUUAAUCCUCCUACAUAUAUGCACAUGCGAUGUUUUGAGUUGGCAAGAGAUGCAUUAAAUUCAGAAGGAUUUUGUGUAAUUGCGGGUUAUAUGUCUCCCGUGAAUGAUGCAUACAAGAAAAAGGAUCUAAUAUCUGCUGAACAUCGUAUUGCAAUGUGUAAUAUGGCCUGUGAAAGUUCUGAAUUUGUCAUGGUGGAUCCUUGGGAGGCAAAUCAAAGCACUUAUCAGAGAACAUUGACAGUUUUGUCAAGAAUUAGGACUUCAGUAUAUGAAACUGGCCUGAUACCCACUGGGAGCCUCAAGGUCAUGCUUGUGUGUGGUUCUGACUUGCUAGAAUCAUUUGGCAUCCCUGGGUUUUGGAUUCGUGAUCAGGUUAGGACAAUAUGCAGAGAGUUCGGACUGGUUUGCAUUCGGAGAGACGGUCAAGAUGUUGGGAAGAUUAUCAGCAAUGACGACAUUCUGAGCGAUUACCAUGAAAACAUCAAAGUAGUUGAUGAAAUAGUCCCGAAUGGGGUCAGCUCAACUCGAUUGAGGGAUUGCAUUUCAAGAGGGUUGUCAGUGAAGUAUUUAACUGCAGAUGAAGUAAUUGAUUACAUUAAUCAGCAUCAUCUUUACAAGAAGCAGAAUAACGAUGCCUCCACAGGUGGUGUUUCGUGA